Messenger RNA from Daucus carota subsp. sativus, 1622 nucleotides. RefSeq names its product glucan endo-1,3-beta-glucosidase 9. NCBI's taxonomy places the organism in Eukaryota, Viridiplantae, Streptophyta, Magnoliopsida, Apiales, Apiaceae. Gene Ontology annotation, cellular component: plasma membrane. The record is from RefSeq and is a predicted model, not a curated record. Bases 109 to 1560 code for a protein of 483 amino acids. Gene Ontology annotation, biological process: carbohydrate metabolic process. The transcript is spliced from 2 exons. Gene Ontology annotation, molecular function: hydrolase activity, hydrolyzing O-glycosyl compounds.
GCAGGUACAGUGUUACUCUUUCUUUUUCCUUUUUUCUUCUUGAAUGUUCAAUCAAGCACAAGCUGAGCAAACCAACAAAGCUCCAAUCUUUCUCACCAUUUCUCACCAAUGUCUUUAAAACUCAACUACACAAUCUCCCUCCUCCUCUUCCUCAACUUGGGUUCAUCUCUUUUUAGCACCACAGCAAUUGGAGUCAACUGGGGAACCUCAGCAUCCCAUCCUCUCCCACCAGACAAAGCUGUUGAGCUCUUGAAAGCCAAUGGCAUUACAAAAAUCAAGCUUUUCGAUGCAGAUGCUAGUGUUCUUGAAGCCCUUUCUGGCUACAAUGCUGAUGUUACUCUUGGCAUUCCUAAUUCAAUGCUUCAUGGCCUCAACUCCUCUUUUAAGGCUGCUCAGAAUUGGGUUCAUGAUAAUGUGACUAGAUUUGUUUCUCAGGGGGCUGGGAGGUUACGUAUUCGUUAUAUUGCUGUUGGAGAUGAGCCAUUCCUGCAAAGUUAUGGUAACCAAUUUCAUCCCUUUGUUGUUGGGGCUGCCACUAACAUUCAGGCAGCACUGUUCAGAGCAAAAUUGGCAAACGAAGUACGGGUGGUUGUUCCAUGCAGUUUUGAUGCCUUCCAGUCGAAAUCUGGCCUCCCUUCGGGGGGACACUUUAGGUCUGAUAUCAACAAAACCAUGAUUCAACUCCUUGGAUUUCUUGACAAGCAUCAUUCUCCUUUCUUUGUGACAAUUUCCCCAUUCCUAAAAUACUACCAAAAGGAGAACACAUCACUUGACUUUGCUCUCUUUAGAGAAACUGCACACCCACAUAAUGACAGUCACAAGAUAUACAAAAAUGCCUUUGACUUGAGUUAUGAUACCGUUGUUUCUGCAUUAUCAGCAGCUCGAUUCCCACAGAUUGAUAUUGUGAUUGGCCAGAUCGGUUGGCCUACUGAUGGAUUUGCAAAUGCAACUUCUUCUAUCGCAGAAGAAUUUAUGAAGGGCCUGAUAGGCCACCUCAAUAGCAAGUCAGGGAGCCCACUCAGGCCUCAUAAUCCUCCAAUUGAAACUUACAUAUUAAGCCUUCUGGAUGAAAACCAGAGAAGCAUAGCUACUGGAAAUUUUGAGAGGCACUGGGGUAUAUUCACUUUUGAUGGCCAAGCAAAGUACCAUGUUGAUUUUGGGCGGGGCUCAAAGAAGAUGGUGGAUGCUGAGAAUGUCGAAUACCUUUCCACAAGAUGGUGUGUAGUGAACAAUAACAAAGACCUGUCCAACGUAACUGCAAAGGCUUCAGAGGCAUGUUUGCUAGCCGAUUGCUCUGCACUUUCUCCUGGGGGAUCAUGUUUCAACAUUAGUUACCCUGGUAAUAUAUCUUACGCCUUUAAUAGCUAUUAUCAACAGCAGGGCCAAAGAUUCGACAGUUGUGAUUUUGGUGGGUUGGGGUUGAUAACCACAGUUAAUCCAUCAAUGGAGAACUGCAGAUUCUCUGUAGAAAUAUCAACCUCGAUUUCAGUUUCUCGUCGUAUUUUGUAUCUUUUCCAAUGGUUGAUCCCACUUGUUGUAACCAUAUUGUUUUGCUUAUGAUCUGCAAGUCUGUAACAGAACUCUCUUGGUUAAACUUUCACAAGUUGAGGUGCAUUUUUGAA